AUGGACCCCCCACCUCAACCCUCGCCCAAUAAAUUCUCCUACCUCGUGGGCAUAGGCGUAACCCACUCCAUCGCGCCUCCUAUGCACAACCACAUCUUCCGCGCCCUGGGCCACUCGGACUGGCACUUCCAGGCCCGCGAGUGCGCUACCGUGGAAGAAGCGAUGGCGCUGUUCCGGGCGCCGACCUUCAGCGGCGGCGCCGUGGUCACCAUGCCCUACAAGCGGACGAUCAUGGCGCACCUGGACGGGCUGGACGAGCCCGCCGUGACGCUGGGCGCGUGCAACAACGUCUACCGCACCGCGGACGGCGCCCUCCGCGGCACCAACACCGACUGGCGCGGGGUCCUGGGUUGCCUGGAGGGGGCCAGCGCCUCCGGCAGGGGGAAGCCGGCGGCGAUUAUCGGGGCGGGUGGCGCUGCUCGCGCGGCGGUGUAUGCGCUCCACGCUGAAUUGAAAUGCUCCACGAUCUACAUCGUCAACCGGGAUGCAGGUGAGGUGAGGGAGCUCGCGGACGAGUGUUACAGGGUGUACGGCGGGAGAUUGGAGCUCGUGCAUUUGACGCAGGUGGAGCAGGUGGCAGCGCUGCCGGAGCGGCCGUUCUAUGUGGUUGGCACGGUGCCGGAUGCGGAGCCGACUACCCCGGAGGAAGUCGAGGUGCAUGCGAUUGUGGAGGCGUUCCUGGCUUCUGCUCCGGCAUCUGCAUCUACGUCCAUAGAAACCAACGGGAAAGGCGUGCUGCUGGAUAUGUGCUUCAAGCCGCGGCGGACGCGGUUCCUGAAGGCGGCGGAACGGCAUGGGUGGACGACGAAACUGACCCAAAUCGCCGCCGCCGGCUUCCGCGGCGUGGAGCUCUUCUACGAAGACCUGGAAUACCUCGCGCGCGAGCAAUCCCAGGCCGCCGUAACCGAGCCCACCCUCCUGGCAGCCGCCCGCGCCACCAAAACUCUCUGCGACACCCUCCACCUGCAAAUCAUCAGCCUCCAGCCCUUCCUCUUCUACGAGGGCCUCGUCGACCGCGCCGCGCACGCCCAGCGCAUCACCAAACUACGCACCUGGUUCAAACUCGCCCACACCCUCGGCACAGACCUCAUCCAGAUCCCGUCCAACUUCCAGCCCACGGGCACCACCGGCGAUCUGGACGUAAUCGUAGCGGACAUGCGCGAGAUCGCGGAGCUGGGCCUCCAGGAAACGCCCGUGGUGCGGUUCGCAUACGAGAACCUGGCGUGGGCGACGCACGUCUCCAGCUGGGAGACGCUGUGGGAGGUGGUGCGGCGCGUGGACCGGCCGAAUCUCGGGUGCUGUUUGGAUACCUUCAACAUCGCGGGGCGGGUGUGGGCGGAUCCGAUGGCCGUUUCUGGCCAAGUGGUGGGCGAUGCGGAUGGGGUUCUGGCUGAGUCGUUGGGGAGGUUGGUGCGGACGGUUGAUGUGAGGAAGGUGUUUUAUGUGCAGGUCGUUGAUGCGGAGAGGUUGGCGCAGCCGCUUGUUGCGGGCCAUCCGUUUUAUGUGGAGGGUCAGCCGGCGAGGAUGAGCUGGAGUCGGAAUGCGAGGUUGUUCUUGUUUGAGCAGGAGAUGGGCGGGUAUUUGCCUGUUGUGGAGGUGGCGAGGGCGUUUUUGAAAGAACUGAAGUUUGAGGGGUGGGUGUCGAUGGAGCUGUUCUCGCGGUCGUUGACGGAGGCGGAUCCUGCUGUGCCGCGCGAGCAUGCGAGGAGGGGGAUGAGGGCGUGGGAGCUGUUGGUGGAGGAGUUGGCUUUGUAG
Messenger RNA from Aspergillus fijiensis CBS 313.89, 1755 nucleotides. RefSeq names its product 3-dehydroshikimate dehydratase. The coding region runs from base 1 to 1755 and encodes 584 amino acids. The transcript has 2 exons. Gene Ontology annotation, molecular function: shikimate 3-dehydrogenase (NADP+) activity. Lineage: Eukaryota; Fungi; Ascomycota; Eurotiomycetes; Eurotiales; Aspergillaceae. The record is from RefSeq and is a predicted model, not a curated record.